AUGUCGUUGUUUGCAAGAUGUCUCUUCCUCGCUUGGGUAGUUCCCAGAGCAAUGGCUUCUUUCAGUGUGUAUCAGUAUUACGACCCCGCUACCUUGGAGUCUAUAUACGGACUCUCAAGUGCGUGUAUGGCUGCAGUAAAUACGACCCUCAAUUGCGAUACAUCUACAACAAAUCUGGUAGCGCAAGGUGUAGAUAAUUCCUAUUGGUAUCAGAAUAACAUCACAACCUUAUGCACAUCAGCGUGCACGGCAUCGAUGGCGACCUGGUUGAGCGCCGUCGAGGCCAACUGUGGCUCAGAAAGCAUGACGUUUGGGGAAACUGUUGUAGACCCUCGAUUCGUACCAUAUGUUUUCAUCGAGAACUAUGAUGUGGCAUGUCUGCAAGAUUCUUCCGAGAAUUGGUGCUACCUGGAGUCUGAGUCGUGGCAGGGAAGUAACUACAUCACGUGGAAUGCCGACACGUGUUACAGUGAUGACCCGCCGGUUGAAUGCUCGGAUCCAAGUUGGACACCAGCUAAUAUUAGUGCAAGCAUGUCUUCUGUCACAAACUUGUACAAUUCUAGCCUUUAUUGUUCAGAAUGUUUCCUCCUCAUGUGGAAGCAGAGACUUCUGUCUCCCCAUCUAGCAGCUAGUGAAUUCACAGACUACCUCAUUGAGCAAUUUGAAGACCUCCAAGGAAACUGCUCCACAACAAUGCCUUACACAACAUCCGCAGCGACCCUUUGGCUUACUGUUGGAGCGACUGCAACGACAUCUUCUGGAGCCACGACAACGUCGAGCUCAGCGGCGACAGCAACCUGUGCUGGUCAAAUUAUCCCUGUCUCUAGCCCUCCUCUCGGAUGCAAUCCACUUUCUGACAUGUACAAUGUUACGACUGGCGAUCUUCGAGCUGCCACUAAUGACUAUACCUGUGAAAUCACAGCGCCAAUAUGCGUGCCUUCGCCUUGCGAGAUCGAAGUGAUAUGGGGCGGUGUCUGUUCUGAGAUUGCUGCGGAACUUGACACAACCAAUGCGGCCUUCUUGACUUGGAAUCCAAAGAUUCAGGGAAGUUGUGACAAUCUGGUUGCUGGGCAGCGAAUAUGUACCUCCCCUCCAGGAGGUAAAUUCGUCCCAACAGGGAUAGUUGUUGCACCAACAUCAGUUGGAGAAUACUACACCACCGCCACUCCUGCAGAGCCAACUCAAUCUGGUUCGAUUACUAAUUGCGGUUUAUACUAUAACGUUGUCGCAGGUGAUACAUGCAACCAGAUCGCUUUAGUGUACGGCAUUACAUUCGCGGACUUGCAAGCAUGGAACACUUACCUGAAUGAUGAUUGCACAAAUCUGUGGUUAGGAUACGCGUUGUGCGUGGCCAAGAUGACGGUGCCUGCUAUAACAACAAAUGGAUACUGUGGGCCAAGCUACAACUACACGACUUGUACAGGAUCGGAUUUUGGUUCUUGUUGUUCUAUCUAUGGAGCCUGCGGAUCGACGGACGCAUACUGUGGAGCCGGAAACUGCUUUAGCGGAGCUUGCAAUGCAACCGCUACUGGGGUGAGCACUAACGGGGAAUGUGGACCAAGUUAUAACUACACCACCUGUACCGGAUCCGCUUUUGGCGACUGCUGCUCCAUCUACGGCUUUUGCGGGUCAAGUUCAGAUUACUGUGGCGCAGGAAACUGCUAUUCUGGCAACUGUGACACAGAUAUUGGCGGCAAGAGCACGACCGGAGAAUGCGGACCGCUGUUCGCCGGCAAUAAAACGUGCACAGGCACGCAAUUCGGUGUUUGCUGCUCUACUUCUGGUUUUUGCGGUAACUCAACAGACUAUUGUGGUGUCGGGAACUGCUAUGAUGGGGCCUGCGAUACAGAAUCUAGUUCGAGUAGCAGUAGCCUGAGAAGUCUCGUCUCUUCAAGUGGCCAAAGUUCCAGCGUCGUUGGAACGACUACUACGUCUGUCACACCGCCAGCCCCAACUCAAACGGGAAUCAUCGCCAGCUGUAAUAAAUAUUAUGUUGUCGUAUCUGGUCAGUCACAUAAUGGUAUCUUCGUCUGA
This is a messenger RNA of Hyaloscypha bicolor E, 2034 nucleotides long. RefSeq names its product carbohydrate-binding module family 18 protein. Lineage: Eukaryota; Fungi; Ascomycota; Leotiomycetes; Helotiales; Hyaloscyphaceae. Gene Ontology annotation, molecular function: chitin binding. The transcript has 7 exons. Bases 1 to 2034 code for a protein of 677 amino acids. The record is from RefSeq and is a predicted model, not a curated record.